AUGGGUCGGUGUGUGACCGCUGGCCAGGCAGCCAUGACGACUGUUGCAUGGUGGCGCAAAGUUGGCGAGAGGUGGAUGGGAUUGAGCUCUGUCAAGGUCCCCGGAAUUGAACUGGAUAACGGUCCAUCAGUCAACCUCGACGCUCCAGGCCCGAUGGAUGUCCGUUCAAUUCGUGUCCCUCGUGCAACACCCGUCCAAGCUCGCGCCAUGGCGUCCCGCCGCGAUCUGCUACACGAAGAGGAGCGCGCCCUGGUGCCUCCGAAUGUCAGAGAACGACUCACCUCCGCCAUUCCGGCCUCGGACGUUACAAAAGUUUGCCUGCGCCUCCGCCACCUCGUCCAAGAAUGCGUCCCCUGCGAAAUGGACGAGUCGCGCAUCACGACACCACAUAGCAAAGUCAUUACCAAACAGGUGAUUCAUGCUGCCAAGGAAGCCGGCGGCGAGGCUCACAAGUCGUGCGUUGUCUAUUCACUCCUCGUCAACCAGAGAUGGUUUCGCCGCGAGGCGCUUGCCGAGUUAUGGGACGCUGGGCUGCAUAACCUGCGCGCCGAGGCCUGUGGCGUCAUUGCCAAAGCACUCAUCGAAACCGAGGACGACACUGAAUACCUCAUGCACGUCAUCUUGCUCCGCCGCUAUUCGUUCCUCGUCGACGGCACGCCGACAACCCCCGUCAACGUCAUUGAAAAGGCCGUCGACUUGCACUCGGUGCGCGUCAUUGGUUCUUCUGGCUACCAAAAAUGCAUCAACUACCUCUGGAGUGGCUGGCUGAUCCAGGACGAAAACGACGCCGCCGUCUUUGUCGACUACAAGGGCAAGGACAAUCCCAACUUUUUUGCGCACAUGGACCCGGAUCGUAUGCGCGCGCCGCGGUACCAGAAUGCCGCCCAGCUCCUCUUCUCUCUCAUCUACCUCGGCUUGUACACGGCAGCCAUCAAUUCUGUCAAUAAAGGCGGCGUGUUCGACGGCGCAGAGGUUGCGCUUUACAUCUUCACCCUUGGCUUCACAUGCGACGAGCUGCUCAAGUUCUACAAGGCCGGCUACCAGAUUCUGGGCUUCUGGAAUGCCUUCAAUGGCUUGCUCUACUCCUUCUUGACCGUGUCUCUCGUCUUUAAAAUCAUUGGACUCAUGCACGACAUUGAUUCCGUGGCCAGAGAAUCCUAUAGUCGGCUGAGCUACAACCUGCUGGCCUUUAUUGCGCCCAUGGUUUGGUCCCGACUCUUGCUCUAUCUCGACAGCUUCCGCUUCUUUGGCGCCAUGCUCGUCGUCCUCAAGGUCAUGAUGAAGGAGUCCAUGAUCUUCUUCGCCUUACUCAUCAUCAUCAUCAUUGGCUUCCUUCAAGCGUUCAUCGGCCUUGACAUUACGGAAAAUAAUGUCCUUGACGACGUGCCAUUCAUUGUCGACUCGAUGCUCAAAGCCAUCUUGCAAAGCCCGCAAUUCGACGACUGGGAAUCAUUUGCUCACCCGUGGGGUAUUAUUCUCUACUACUGCUUUACUUUUGUUGUCAUGAUUAUUCUCCUCAAUAUUCUCAUUGCGCUGUACAAUUCGGCCUACGAAGACAUUUACGAAAACGCCGACGACGAGUAUCUGGCGCUUUUUGCCCAAAAGACGAUGCAGUUCGUUCGCGCCCCCGACGAGAAUGUGUACAUUGCUCCCCUCAAUCUCAUCGAGAUUGUCGUGUCGGCUCUAACCGAGUGGUGGCUACCAAAGCACAUUUAUGAAACCAUUAAUGACUGGAUCAUGGCAUUCCUGUAUUCGCCUCUACUUGUGGUGGCUGCCUAUUUCGAGACGAAGACGGCACACAGAAUCCGCCAGAACCGUGCUAAGGGCGAGGAAGACGACGAUGUGGUCCACGAAUGGGAGCAGAUGGCGCACGAAAUGGAUUUCGAAGCCGAGGGGUGGACCAAGACUUGUGAUUCUGUGCGCCCCAAUGUGGAGGACGAUGCGGCCGUGCUAGAAGUGCGGAAGCUUCGAUCUGAAGUAACAGAGCUCAAGACGAUGAUUACCAAGCUGAUAGAGGAGAAAAAGGCGUAG
Molecule: messenger RNA, 2031 nt
Organism: Cordyceps militaris CM01
Lineage: Eukaryota; Fungi; Ascomycota; Sordariomycetes; Hypocreales; Cordycipitaceae
Product: potassium ion channel Yvc1
Exons: 7
Coding region: 1-2031 (676 amino acids)
Biological process (GO): monoatomic ion transport; transmembrane transport
Cellular component (GO): membrane
Molecular function (GO): monoatomic ion channel activity
Source: RefSeq, a predicted model, not a curated record